GCAACAAUAUCAAAAUGGAUGCACUUGCAUCACCAACUUUAGUAGGUUGGUACGACUGCCACAUGCGCUAGGCGCUUCGAUUUGAGUUCAUUCAUUCCCAUUCACUGAAUGACUGACAGUGUUUUGCAAUGGAGCAGCACCCAGCUGACGCCCCCGAGCACUGCCCGGGAACGCAGAGCGAGACUGCGGGGAAAGUGUCUGCUUGCGCGGGCUGCCCUAACCAAUCAAUCUGUGCAUCAGGCGCCGCCAGGGCCCCAGAUCCGGGAGUGGGUUUAGUGCGCAAUCGUCUGUCAUCCGUUCGACACAAAAUACUAGUUCUAUCGGGUAAAGGCGGUGUUGGAAAGAGCACGUUCACGGCACUACUAACAAGAGCUCUAGCAGCUCUUGAUAUAGACCGCAAUGUCGGCGUGCUGGACAUCGACGUGUGCGGGCCGUCGCAGCCCCGGGUCAUGGGCGUGGCGGGCGAACAGGUCCACAUGAGCGGCUCCGGCUGGUCGCCCGUGUACGUGGACGAGAACAUCGCAGUCAUGUCCAUAGGCUUCCUCCUGAAAGGCCCUGAAGAAGCUGUUAUCUGGAGAGGUCCCAAGAAAAACCAAAUGAUCCGCCAGUUCCUGAGCGACGUGGACUGGGGUGAACUGGAGUACCUCAUCAUCGACACCCCUCCGGGUACAUCGGACGAGCACCUGUCCGCCGCCACGUACCUGCAAGGCGCAGACCUGGACGGAGCCAUCAUUAUAACUACCCCUCAGGAGGUUGCCCUGCUAGACGUAAGAAAGGAAAUAGAUUUCUGCAAAAAGAUGAAGAUUCCCAUUUUGGGUAUUGUUGAGAAUAUGACUGCUUUUGUAUGCCCGAAGUGCCAUACCCCUUCCAAUAUUUUCCCACCAAACACUGGUGGUGCAGCGAAAAUGGCAGAGGAGAAAUCCUUGCGGCUAUUAGGGCGUUUGCCGCUUGAUCCGAGAGUUGCAAGAAGCUGUGAUGAGGGUGUCAAUGCACUCACGGAGUUCCCUGACUCCCCAGUGGUUGCCGCCAUGCACAGCAUAGUUAAAGAUUUGCAAGCUAUACUCAGACCUGCCAUUAAUACCGGUGGCUCAGAGAGUAUGGACACAUCGUGAUCACUGCUGUUGAAUGAAUUUCUUCCAAUUUUUAAACAAUUCUUUUUAUGUUGAGGGUCUUUCUAGUUUUCAACCUAAAUAUAAUGUUAAAGAGAACGUUACCAAUUA
Thrips palmi is the source of this 1220-nucleotide messenger RNA. RefSeq names its product cytosolic Fe-S cluster assembly factor NUBP1 homolog (gene Nubp1). The record is from RefSeq and is a predicted model, not a curated record. Bases 129 to 1112 code for a protein of 327 amino acids. The transcript is spliced from 9 exons. Gene Ontology annotation, cellular component: cytosol. Lineage: Eukaryota; Metazoa; Arthropoda; Insecta; Thysanoptera; Thripidae. Gene Ontology annotation, biological process: iron-sulfur cluster assembly. Gene Ontology annotation, molecular function: ATP-dependent FeS chaperone activity; ATP binding; 4 iron, 4 sulfur cluster binding.